Molecule: messenger RNA, 375 nt
Organism: Rhagoletis zephyria (snowberry fruit fly)
Lineage: Eukaryota; Metazoa; Arthropoda; Insecta; Diptera; Tephritidae
Source: RefSeq, a predicted model, not a curated record
AUGGUAGUUGAAGAAGAGGUUCCUAAGAACCCAGUCAGCGCCAAUUCAUAUGCCACUAAGAAAACCAUUUCUCAGGGCAUGUUCGAUGUAGCACUUCUUACUGCGAACGCAAGCCAACUUAAAUACUGUUUGCAAUUGGGUGACAAAAACAAGUUUUAUCUGGUAAUGGUCAUUCUCAUUUCCACAUCAAUUAUUCUUCAAGUUCUGGUGGGGGCCAUCUUCAUUUAUCUUGGUUACAUCAACUUUGAUGAUACCGAACGGCAGAAACGACUAAACCGCUAUAAUAAUAUUGCUACAAUUCUAGUAUUUUUGAUAACAAUUUUAAACGUUUUAAUAUCGGGUUUUGGCAUCAGUACCGAACCUUCUAACACGUAA